AUGAGCGCCGCGUUCCCCAAGGCGCCCGUGCCCGUGGCGGGGCUGCACGCCGGCAGCAAGAGCGACUUCGGCGAGGACCUGGACGUGGACGAGCUCAUCGAGCGCAACCGCUGCCACGAGGACUACUACAAGCUCGAGGACUGCCUGGCCGACUUCGACCGCGACUGGACCAAGUGCCAGCAGCAGGUCAAGCAGCUCAAGCUGUGCAACGACCGCGUCAACCAGCUGCGCAAGGCGCAGGAGGCCGCGGCCAGCAACAAGAAGCAAUAA
This is a messenger RNA of Phytophthora sojae, 270 nucleotides long. RefSeq lists its product as hypothetical. The record is from RefSeq and is a predicted model, not a curated record. Gene Ontology annotation, cellular component: mitochondrial intermembrane space. Gene Ontology annotation, biological process: mitochondrial respiratory chain complex IV assembly. The coding region runs from base 1 to 270 and encodes 89 amino acids. Lineage: Eukaryota; Oomycota; Peronosporomycetes; Peronosporales; Peronosporaceae. The transcript has a single exon.